AUGUUAGACGAAGAGUGUAAUGUUUUAAGGUGUGAAAGGUCCAGUAAAAAGAGGAAGACUUGUGGUCGAAUUUCAGAAGUUAACAAGAAGCUAAACCUUCGAAGUCAUGAAGAGGGUGAAAAUUGUUACUGUAAGAGGUACAAGUGUUUUCAAGUUGUAAACCUAGAACAAAGAAACAAUAUUUUAAGAGAUUUUAAUCUCCUGCCAACUCGUGAUGCACAAAAUUUGUAUUUAUGUGGUCUCUCUGUGAUAGAUGUUCCAAUUUGUUUUAAGGCACUCAUGGCUAUACAUGGCAUUACCCAACAAAGGUUAAAAACCCUGAAGAAGUCUUUGCAAGAGACUGGACAUGCCCCAUUAGACAGGCGAUGCAAGCACAGUAACCGGCCAAGGAAACUCACAGCAGAUAUAAAAAAGAAAGCAAUGGAGCAUGUUAGGUUAUUUCGUGGCCGUAAAAGUCAUUAUAGUCUAUACGAAUCCUCGAAACUAUAUCUUUCAGAAGAUUUAAACGUAAAAAGAAUGUACAAUAUGUUUCAAUACAAAGAUUCAUUGUCUUAUGAAUCAUACAGAACUCUUUUUGUAAAUAAGUUUAAUAUUGGUUUUGGUUACCCGAGGUCAGAUACUUGUGGAAAUUGUGACGAGUUUAAGGCUAAACUGAAAGGCUUAGAAGUUGACUUAAAGAAUGCAUUUAAUAGUGAAGAAAAGUGUGUUAUUGAAAAAAAGAUUAGAGAUUUAGAAACUGAAAAUAAAGUACACAAGUUAAAAGCCGAGGUAUUCUAUCGCAGAAAAAGAGCAACUAGAAUUUAUUGUCAAUCAUCUUCUAUAAGAGAAGCUAUCGCCAUGGAUUAUCAAAAGAAUUUGAGCAUGCCUAACAUAACUUCUAAUGAGACCUACUAUAAGAGACAGCUUACCGUCAAUUUAUUUAACAUUCAUGUCUUGGCUUCCUCAGAUUCCUAUUUUUUUGCUACGAUGAGACCAUUGCUAAAAAAGGAGCAGAUGAAGUGUCCUACAUCAUUAUAUCUUUACAGAACUCAAUACGAAUAUCAGAGAGUUAAUAAUAUUCUGUGA
Parnassius apollo (apollo) is the source of this 1065-nucleotide messenger RNA. NCBI's taxonomy places the organism in Eukaryota, Metazoa, Arthropoda, Insecta, Lepidoptera, Papilionidae. The record is from the annotation of a GenBank genome assembly.